Danio aesculapii is the source of this 1642-nucleotide messenger RNA. RefSeq names its product upstream transcription factor 1, like (gene usf1l). Gene Ontology annotation, biological process: regulation of transcription by RNA polymerase II. Gene Ontology annotation, molecular function: DNA-binding transcription factor activity, RNA polymerase II-specific; RNA polymerase II cis-regulatory region sequence-specific DNA binding; protein dimerization activity. NCBI's taxonomy places the organism in Eukaryota, Metazoa, Chordata, Actinopteri, Cypriniformes, Danionidae. The transcript has 11 exons. The coding region runs from base 154 to 1005 and encodes 283 amino acids. The record is from RefSeq and is a predicted model, not a curated record.
GCGCCCUCUAGCGCUAACAAUUAAACCCGAAAGGUUGCGGCACAUGCGCAGGAAGGUCUGUGCCCCUUGAACGUUUGCUGCAAAAGAUAAACGGUGGAUAUUUACGUUUGAGGACAUCAAAGCUAAACCCCAGAACAAUAUUUGCUCACAAAUAUGACAAAACGGAAGGGUUCUGAUCCUGAAGAUUCUCCCAUACUACAAGACGGUGUUGCUGACACAACAGAUGAUUCACUGGCGGUCACAGCCAUCCAGUCAGCAGCUGCAUUUUCAACAGACCAGCAAAUUAAGUAUCAUCUUCUAAAAGCGGAAGCAACAGGGGGACAGGUUACCUAUCGCGUCAUCCACUUGGCUGACGGGCAGGUCGAAGGCCAUGCAGACGGAGCCGCAGCAGUCAGUGUGGUGACUGGAUUUCCCACAGCAACCCAGGCAGCAACACCACCUGCUGUAAUGUCGGAGAGUGUGGAGGGAGAAACAUCUGAAACUCAGUACUACUAUCCUGCCACCCUCUCUGACACAACUGCUGGUGCCAUGGUAACCGGUCUCCAGACAGCUGAUUCGGUACUAUCUCAGCCUACUUCUGCAGGUCAGCUCUAUGUAAUGAUGUCACCACAGGAUGUUCUAGCCACAACGCAGCCGAGUAAAUCAGGAUCCCAGCGUGUUUCCAGGGAUGACAAGCGGCGGGCUCAACACAAUGAAGUGGAACGCAGACGGAGGGACAAGAUCAACCAAUGGAUUGUUCAGCUUUCCAAAACCAUCCCAGACUGCACUUUUGACGCAAAGAGUAAUCAAAGUAAAAGUGGGAUCUUGUCAAAGGCAUGUGACUAUAUCCAGGAGCUGCGUCAGAGCAAUGCACGACUGGAGGAUGAACUUAAUACUGCCGAUAGACUAAGGAUGGACAAUCAGCUUCUUAGAAAAGAGAUGGAGGAGUGGAAAUCGAAGAAUCAGAUGAUCAGAAACCAGUUGAGACAGCAUGGCAUUGUGGCGGCAUCAAUGGACUCGCAGUGAAGCAAUGCUGAUCCACUGUAUGAUUCUCCAAUGUGGCUUGUCUUUAGUUCUGUUUAUACAGGUUUGAAAUCACAUUUACGAAGACUAUUUUUAAUGUGGACAAUCACUGUUUUUUCCUCUUUCUCUCCCUCUUGUUUGACUUCACACACAGCCUUUGAUUGUUUGUCAGGGUAAUCUGGUAUUUUAACUCGCACUGAAUUUGCUUGUAAUUGUCAGAUCUGUAUAUUUUUAAGACUACUUUGCAAAUGUUUGGGGUAUAUAUUUUUUAUUGUUAUUGAAAUGUUGAUUUCAAAAAAUGAUAUACUUUUGAAUUUCUUAAGCAAUGGCUUGACAAUCAACUGGAACCAGAACACCAGUUUCAGUUCCUCUUAAUAGUUAAUAUUAAAAUUAUCAAACCCAUCGCAGUUCAAGAAUUUAAACAAUGUUUUACACAACAUUGUUUGAACAAAUCUUUGUUAAACCUUAUAUUAUUCGUAUUAUUAAGAAUAUUUGGUUAAGCAUUGUCAGUUUGUUGAUUUAUCGAACUCCGCUGCUUGGUGAACCAGUACAAGUGCACAGAUUUGUGGAAAUUGACAUAUUUUACUAAAUACCAAAAAUAUGCAAAUACAAAUUAUUAAUAAAGCACCCUUUGUUGUGA